Molecule: messenger RNA, 1734 nt
Organism: Microthlaspi erraticum
Lineage: Eukaryota; Viridiplantae; Streptophyta; Magnoliopsida; Brassicales; Brassicaceae
Source: the annotation of a GenBank genome assembly
AUGUCUCCGAUUGAGAAUUCGUCGUCUUGGACACUCGAAUCCGACCUCGAAGAUCUCGACAUUGACCUCCAGGAUUACGGACCAUCCGUACCUCUGAAGAAAGUCCCCAACGGAGACGUUUUCGAAGCCUCACGCGCCGGUGACGUCGACAGGCUCCGGUACUUUCUCGAGACCGGAGUGAAUGUUAACGCUCGUGACCGAUGGGACUCCGUCGCUCUCUAUUACGCUUGCCUCGCUGGCCACAUCGACGCCGCGAGGAUGCUUCUAGAGAACGGCGCGAUUUGCUCGGAGCAUACUUUCGACGGCGAUCGUUGUCACUACGCUUCUCUGAACCUCAGGAUUCGGAAGCUUCUCAAGGCGUUCGAAGCUCGUCCGCCUCCGCUUGGUCCCUUGCAAGCUUCUCUUAGGGAAACGUUUUUGGGAUGUUGUCACAAUCGGAAUUAUCUGAAACAAGCUUCCGAUGCUAAUAUUGAUGUGUCCGUUUCAGUAGAUCCUUCGAGUGAGAUGAGUAAUUCCAAUUACUUCCCACCGGAUGUGACAUUCUUUGUGCAAGGCAGACCAAUUGAAGCACACAGGGUUAUCUUAAGUGCUCGAUCUCCGUUCUUCAAGCAAAAGUUUGAGAAUGAAUGGAAAGACCGGAGAGAAGUUAGGUUCUCGAAAGAGAAGCUUUCUUAUCCUGCUUUGCGUAGCCUCAUCCACUUCUUCUACUCAGAUAGGCUGGAAACAUCGGUUGAUGAUAUGGAAGACCUCGUGAGGAUCUGCAAAGUUUGUAAAUGUGAAUCGUUGCAGAAGAUCAUUGAGAAGGAACUGGUUCACCAGAGAUAUGCAGAGUACAAGACGCAUAGAGAUCUUGAUAACUCCAUGAAACGGUUUAUCUUACAGGGGAUAUCUCUUCCAGAGGAAGACAGGCUUCCUGCUUCACUGCGCAGGAUUCUUCGAGCUUCCCUUGCGAAAUCUUUUGCAGAUAAUGGCGAUGAUAUGAGAGUCAGUGAUUCUGUGGAGAAUCUUGCUGAUGUUUGUGUUAAAGUUGAUAAAAGGACAUUCUUUUGCCAUCAAGUGAUUCUAGCUUCGAGAUCAGAGUACUUCAGAGCACGAUUGUCCCGUGUGAACGAUUUCCAUGAAGGGAGAAAUAGCUUGCCUGGUGGUAGUCUUCCGUUUCUUGAAGAACAUGAUUUGAGCGCAGAGGCUUUCGAGAAGAUGAUUGAGUAUAUGUACACUGAUGGCUUGAAGGAGAUCAAUCCAAAUCAGGCUGAGGAGAUCUUUGACGUUGCAUCUCGCUACUUACUGUUUCCUCUUAAACGUGCUGUUGCUGACGCCUUGUUGCCUCACUUGGAAACUGCCACACUUGCAGAGAUCUGUCAGUGGCUUGUUUUGUCAGAUAUGUACGGCGUGUUGAAGAUAAGAGAGUACUGCCUAGACUUGGUUGCUUGUAAUUUCGAGGCAUUUGUUGAAACCCGCGAGUUCAGGGCAAUGCUAUUGACAUUGCCUCCACCAUCAGGGGACUCUUCGCUGCGAACCACUGUUCCAAGUGCACCGGGUGCAAUGAUGACCACAGACCAAGGGAAUCUGCUCGAUGAUCUGAGAGAGAAGUGGCUUGAAGCAGAGGCUUUAGAGCUUGACAUGAGAGACGAGAGUGCUUUGGUUUUCGAUAAACGCCUCAGAAUGCUCGUUGAAAUGGCAGAGCAAGAGAAAGCUGAGUCAGAAGCUGAGGAUGACAAAGACAUUGGCGCAUAA